AUGUCCUCCGAGGAUGUCCCUCCCCAAGUCAACGAGCCCGUGCGCUCCCCAUCACCACCACCAUCUCUCCAUUCACGACCUUCUCACGGCCGAAAGAUGAGCGUAGACGCCGACGCCCAGGCUCAAGUGAUUUCCUCUCUACGAACCCAAGUCGACGACCUAUUCUCCCAAGUCACUCAGUUGAAUGGCAAACUUGUCAAGUCAUACAAUCGCGUCUCGGACUUGGAAGAUGAACUUCAUGUUUCUUCGGCUGCUGCACGUGAAGCUUCUGUGAAGAUAGCCGCGCUCGAACUCGAGAGGGCCACACAUCUCUCUGCUCUGAACACUGGCUUGCUGGUCGAAAGGGAGCAUGUCGCGGCUGAACUGUCCAAGUUGAUGGAGCGCGCGACGGAUGAGGCGGCGCGACGUGGUCAAGCCGAAAGCGCGCGGAUGGAGAUCGAGAAGGAUUUGGACGACCUCAGCGCCGGAUUAUUCGACCAAGCCAACACGAUGGUGGCCGAAGCCCGGUUCGCCCGCGCGCAGAGCGAGCGAAAGGCGGAGGAGGCGGCCCGGAGUCUGCGAGAGGCAGAGGACCUCGUCCGGCUGAUGCAGGGCCAGAUGCAGCAACUGCAGCAGCGUGCCACCAUCGCUGAGCGGGCCGCGAGGGAUGUCGUACCACAGGCGGAGAUCGUAGCCGUCGGCAUCCCGCGCUUGCUGGGGAGCCAUGCGGGCUAUACCGAAUUCAUCGCUUUCGUAGCGCACAUUCGGACACUCAGGAGUGCGGCAGGACAGCCACCAAUCAUCUCGACAUUGCUGCAUACGCCAUUUUUGGCACGGCUGGUUGCGGAGGAUACAGAGCCAACCGUCCGACUUGACCUUGCUCCUGGCCUCAACUGGUUGACCCGACGGACCUUCAUCUCCGCGAUUCACGCAGGACAACUCGACAUUGCACCAGCGCCCACAUCAUCGCUCCUCUCGCCGGACUCUGCCACGCACGGUUUAUCCUGUGCUCUCUGCGGUGCUAUCAUCAUAGCAGGAACAGCUUCGCCUACGGAUACAACUCCUGCUUCACGCUCAAACUUGGGAUCACUGGCUACGGCUGCGAGGAAUAACUCAUGGUCGCAGCUCCUCUCGAAACCGCUGACCUCAUCGCGGCCUUCAUCGCCUCCUCCCCAUUCGCACUCGCGUCAACAGUCACUGGAUAUAUCUGUGCCCGCCCAAAUCUUCGUUUGCAGGUUGGCAACACCCGUUCCUGCAUCUGUGCCCGUCCCAGGUCAACCAAGGAGCGCUCAGACGAAUCAAUAUCCUCUCUGCGCGAGCGGUUGGUGCUUGGCACGUCUCAGGGCUACGUGCACAUUGUGGAGCUUUAUCCGCACAGGCGUCGUCGAGCGUGUGUGGGAGGAUACACCCGCGCCUCCACCGCCUCCCCAAAGGUUGGCCUCUCAGUCCCUCAACUCUUCGCCAGUGUCACCCGCCACGCCAACAAACGGUGGAGUGACAAAGAAGCGUAGUCUAUGGGGUGUCGCAUCUGUACUUGGCUUCGGCGACGAUAAGGAGAAAGAGAAGGCGAAAGAGGAUAAGGGCAAGGCGAAGGAGUUGCCACCCCCGCCGCCGCAUCAUCCUGCAGAGAAGCCUGUGAGGAGAUCGGUACCGCCGCCACUUGCGUCGCCUGUACCCCGCCCUGCGGCUCCGGGACACUCCCCCAUCCCACCACCGCGCUCGCCGAAUCCUCGUUCGGCGAGUACUCAGCAACCCGCACCUCCCCCUCUCCCACGUCGCGCGACUUCACGUGCUGCAGUGACACCCGUGGGGCUUAAACCAAGCUCGUCGCAAGAGCCCGAUAGCGAUGGAGGGUUCCACACACCCGCUGAAGAGCUUCCUCCGACUACAAAUGGCGACGGUGAGCAUGUAGAGGGCGAGCAUAAGCCUGGUCAUGCGAAGAAGGACAGCAUGCUCUUCGAGGCGCCAUUCACGCCACCUGCUACACCACCUGUUCCCGAAGGCGCUCCGGUCGAAGGCGAGGCUAAGCCUGCAGAGGCAUCUGCACCAGUGGCAGACAUGAAGCGUGCACCCGCUGCGACAGACGCGCAACCUUCGGAGGCCGCCGUUGAACCCACAUCAGGAUCUAUUCCCGCCGCUGAGCCAGCACCCGCAUCAGAAGCAGCCGUACCAGCAGAACCGCGCACUCCAACGAACCCCGCUUUCGCAGAGGGUGCAGAACGCACAGGAUCUCCCGCGCCUCCGCCCGUACCCCGUCGUGCGCCUGCUAGACGUGCCGUCCCCCCUGCACCUGGUACGCCUGGGAGGGUCGGAACCCCUGUUGGUGGUGAACGGGUCGGGACACCCGACAACGGAGAGCGAGCGAGCACGCCUGCUCCCGACGCCGCCGCUAGUGCGAUCGAGGCGCCCGCCCCUGAUGCUGCGGCAGACGCCGCACCCGUCCCGAGCGAAGCGCCCGUCCCCGAGGCGCCCGCCACGGAAGCACCCUCGGCCGAAGGGUCUGCGACCGAAGCGCCCGCCUCGUCUGAUGCCCCCGCGCCUGAGUCGACAGAACCCAAACCACCUCUUCCUGCCCGCCCGCGCCGCGCGCCGCGCGACAGCGUACAUCUGCGCGGUGGAUCGGUUAGCUCCAUCAGUGGGUUGGAGAAGGUCGUGAAUGGGGUCGAUGAUGUGAAGGAGGAUACGGACGAGCAUGCUCCUGUCGUCAGUGGGGUCGACAAGGGGAAAGGCAAGGCAAUCGAGCCUUCCUCCUCUGCCGAGUCAGAUAUCAAGCUCGCCGACGAACGCGUUGACACCGACGCUGAGCCUAUUACAUUCGCCAACAACUCUGAGCAACCUUCCCCGGCGGUGGAGGAACCCGAGGAGCUCGCGCCCGAUGGGACGCCCUUCGUACGCGGGGCGAGCUGGGAGGCGCGAGCAUGGAAGGAACUGAUUAGGCUGAGGGAGGAUAUGUUCUGGGCGAGGGUUGGUGGUGUCCGGUGA
Peniophora sp. CBMAI 1063 is the source of this 2961-nucleotide messenger RNA. Lineage: Eukaryota; Fungi; Basidiomycota; Agaricomycetes; Russulales; Peniophoraceae. The record is from the annotation of a GenBank genome assembly.